ACAGUGACGACGACAUGCAUGCGCCGGAGGUUCAACAGCAAGCUCCCCAACUCAACGCUGACAGUCUUGCAAGUACUUAUUGAAGUAUAUAUUGAAUUGUGUUGCAAUUAGGUCAUUUAUAUCGUAUAAUGGUUCGACUUUAGUAACAGUUCAUUAAUACUGGGAAAGUUUGCGAAAUAGGGGCAAGACACAGCGUGCGUUUUUUUUAUAUCUGAAGUAGCUAGCAAGUCAACGUGAAUAGAGGACAACAUGGUGUAUUCUUUCAUACUGAAAGUUGUGAAGCGCAAUUUGCAUCAAUAUCAAACACUGUCAACGCAAUCCGUUCUGCGAAUAUGUAAAUGCAUGCAGAACAAUUUGCACCUUCAGAAACCGUCUACUGCUACAUCCAGAUUCAUUUUCUAUAGGACUGCAAAUCGCUCACCUAUUGUGAGCGAUAUAUUUUGUACACGGAGUCGAAGCAUUUCUGUCGACACAAGAUUGAGGAGUAAAGGAGAAGAGAAGGAUGGUGGACAGGUGUCAGUACCGAGGAAAGGACCUUCUACUGCACAUAAAGUAAAGGAAGCUGGCAAAGACUUUACCUACCUCAUAGUGGUGCUGAUUGGACUUGGAGUAACAGGUGGCUUGUUGUAUGUGGUGUUCCAGGAGCUGUUCUCCUCCUCCAGCCCCAACAAGGUCUACAGCAAAGCCUUCAACAAAACCAGGUUACACCCAGAGGUGAUUGGAGUGUUCGGGGAGCCAAUCAAGUGCUUCGGUGAAACAUCCCGCCGAGGUAGAAGACAGAAAAUCAGUCAUGUGGAGUACAUGAAGGAUGGACUGAAGCACAUGAGACUGAAGUUCUACAUCCAGGGAGAAGAACCAGGCCGGCAGGGAACUGUGCACACAGAAUCUAAAGAGAACCCUGAAACUGGAAAGUUAGAGUUCCGCUACAUCUUUGUGGAAGUAGACACUUACCCCAGGAGAACCAUUGUCAUUGAGGAUAACAGAUAAGAUGGGGACUGAUUCUCUGACCCGGUCUGAAGAGGUGCUGCAGCUGUCUAGCAUCACUCAGAUUAUGUAGGCAAUGCAUCACUUUGUUGAUGAACUUGUUUGUUUCAAAAAGUUUUUCAACAAAUGCCAAUAAAGUUUUAUACAGUCUAUCGGUGGUUAAACCCAAUAAUAAUUAUUGAUGGAACCAAGUUCCUAUAUCUUCUUGUUUAGUAUGAGUUUCAGUGUUCGACACACUUGCACAGAUUUGUUGGGUGAUUUAGAAAAUGGAGUCAAACAAUGAUUGAUGGUAAGCAAAACAGAUCACUCUACUGCCAUUGCUGACUUUUCUGAGGACAAUUUCUUUAUUUUUGAGAACUGAGUUAGUGAGGGCGAAGGAUGAUCUCUUUUUGACGUGGCUGUUCCCUUCUGAAUGCCAAUGACUGGUGUUUUAAAUGAGCAAUAAUUUGAAGCUAUGCCGUUUUAAUGCUCCAUAGGAUAAACGGCUUCUCUAAAGAAUGGUUUACUUUUGUUGCGAAAUCACGGAAACGUAAUGCUGUUAAAGAAAAGCAUCUGAUGCAGAGAUGUUAUGUGUAUUGACAGUGAAAAUGUUCAAUGUCUUUGUUCAUGAAUCUACUACACUGAUUUGAGAUAUGGAUAAACGUUAAAGAUUUUGAAUUAAGACACCUGUAUUUUGAGAGCAAAUCAACAGAAUUGUUUUAUGAGUAUGUGGAAAUAACAAAAAAAAGAAUGUGACUUGAUUAAACCCCCAAUGAUAAAUGUU
Molecule: messenger RNA, 1747 nt
Organism: Salmo salar (Atlantic salmon)
Lineage: Eukaryota; Metazoa; Chordata; Actinopteri; Salmoniformes; Salmonidae
Gene: timm21
Product: translocase of inner mitochondrial membrane 21
Biological process (GO): protein import into mitochondrial matrix
Cellular component (GO): TIM23 mitochondrial import inner membrane translocase complex
Source: RefSeq, a predicted model, not a curated record